AGCAUGUGGUUCGAACAGUUCUACUCUGGAGUCAUCACAACCGCGUUUGUAGCUGGAGCCUGCUACAUGUCCUAUCCAUUCAACAAAUGGGAUGUCGGAAGAGCUUUCCGGCGUAAUUAUUGUACUCCACAAAGAGUUGAGCUGUCGAAAAGAGAUCACCGACUUACAGGAAAUCAGUAUCGCAUUGCCGGACUUGAUGCUUUCCCCGAAAAGUAAAAUCGUCUCGGACCCUGCUUCUUCUAAAAUCGAUUUGAAUGAUAGGACAACUUGUAGCGCGGAACCCAAUCUUUUUUUCGUGAUUUUUUUAUCCAAAAAUUUAAAUUUUUCGAGUAAAGUGUUCCUCUC
Messenger RNA from Caenorhabditis elegans, 345 nucleotides. It is a transcript of the gene ndua-1, whose product is annotated as NADH dehydrogenase [ubiquinone] 1 alpha subcomplex subunit 1. The record is from RefSeq and is marked reviewed. Gene Ontology annotation, cellular component: mitochondrion. NCBI's taxonomy places the organism in Eukaryota, Metazoa, Nematoda, Chromadorea, Rhabditida, Rhabditidae. The coding region runs from base 4 to 216 and encodes 70 amino acids. The transcript has 3 exons.